CAAAUAUGACUUAUAAAUUUCAUAACCUAUCACAUAUUUUAUUUAAUUUUAUUAUAAGAGAAAAUACUCGUAAUAUUAGAUUUUUCUGUAAUAAAAAACCGUAUAAUGUCCUAUUUUUUGGGUCCGACAGCAUUGCACUCAGUAGCCUAAAACGCGUAAAUGAGUUUCGAAAAGAGGAAAGUAAAAUUGACCGUAUUUCUCUAGUCACAGCAAAUACUUCCAAAAAGAAAUCAGCUAUAGAAAAAUAUGCUUGCUUAGAAAAUAUAAACACUUUACAAUGGCCUUUACAAAAUCUACAAAUUGGAGAAUACGAUAUUGGUUUAAUUGUAGCAUUUGGACACCUGAUUAAAAAUGAUCUACUCAUGAAAUUUCCUUUGGGAAUGGUAAAUGUUCAUCCAAGUCUCCUGCCUCGCUGGAGAGGAGCCGCACCUAUUAUUUAUACUCUUCAACAUGGUGACCAAGUUACUGGAGUUACACUUAUGAAAAUAAAACCAAACAUUUUUGAUGUUGGUGAAAUAAUAAGUCAACAGAAAGUUACAGUUUCAAAUGAUAUUAAAUUGCCAGAGUUGACAGAGGAAUUGUCAACAAUUGGUGCAAAUAUGCUUGUGGAUUGCUUAAGGCAUUUACCCCAUAGUUUACAGAAUGCUCAGCCUCAAAGCAAUGAAGGAGUAACCUAUGCAAAGAAAAUUAACAAAAGUAUAUGUGAAGUUAGAUGGUCAGAUAUGAGCGCUAUUCAAGUGUACAACUUAUAUAGAGCAAUAUAUGGUCUUUAUUCUCUUAAAACAAAGUUCAGGGACAAAGAGAUGAAACUAUUCAAUGCAUUUUUAGAUGACAAUAAUGAAAUUGAACCAAAUAGACCUCCGGGCGCUCUUCAGUAUUGUGAAAGAACUAAAUCUAUAAGGAUACUAUGUAGGGAUAAUAGAUAUAUACAUUUUAAAUCACUUAGAAUAAUAGGAAAAAAAGAAAUCACUGCUUUAGAUUUUUAUAAUGGUUAUAUUAAGAAUGUUCCAUUAGAAAAGCAACAUUUAAUGGUUUGUUAAAUAUUUUGUGAUAAAUAUGUGAUUUUAAUUUUUGUUACAGUAAUUUUAGUUACAAUUGUUCAAAUGUAUUGUGUAGAGAUUAUGGAAAACUAACAAGAGUGUGCAAAUAUUUUAUAUACUACUAUAGUAAAACAUGGUGGUUAAUUUUUAGACUAUUUUAUUUGAAGAAUCUGAGAUAGUUAUGUUUACAGGACAUUUAUUGUAACAAAUAA
This is a messenger RNA of Papilio polytes (common Mormon), 1252 nucleotides long. RefSeq names its product methionyl-tRNA formyltransferase, mitochondrial. The record is from RefSeq and is a predicted model, not a curated record. The transcript is spliced from 5 exons. Gene Ontology annotation, cellular component: mitochondrion. Bases 6 to 1040 code for a protein of 344 amino acids. Gene Ontology annotation, biological process: biosynthetic process; conversion of methionyl-tRNA to N-formyl-methionyl-tRNA. Gene Ontology annotation, molecular function: methionyl-tRNA formyltransferase activity. NCBI's taxonomy places the organism in Eukaryota, Metazoa, Arthropoda, Insecta, Lepidoptera, Papilionidae.